Messenger RNA from Mercurialis annua (annual mercury), 776 nucleotides. Its product is annotated as brassinosteroid-responsive RING protein 1-like. Lineage: Eukaryota; Viridiplantae; Streptophyta; Magnoliopsida; Malpighiales; Euphorbiaceae. The transcript has a single exon. The coding region runs from base 90 to 584 and encodes 164 amino acids. Gene Ontology annotation, biological process: protein ubiquitination. Gene Ontology annotation, molecular function: zinc ion binding; ubiquitin protein ligase activity. The record is from RefSeq and is a predicted model, not a curated record.
UAUAGCCCUACCCAUCUCCUCUCCCAUAUCCCUCUCUCUGCAACACUUAAUUAUCCCACACCAUUUCUCAAAACCCGAACCGUAAAGCCAUGGGUUUCCCAAUCGGGUAUACAGAGCUACUGCUACCAAAGCUACUAAUUCACACACUUUCCUUUCUGGGUUUCAUCAGAAAACUAAUCAACACUCUUUUUCGGAUUCUGGGUCUUCCUGAUUUUCUCGAACCGGAUAUUUCUUGGCCCGAAACACCGUCUCGGAUGCCCGAAUUCUACUCCGUUUCCGCCGUUCUUAUCCGUGAGAUUCUCCCCGUUGUUAAGUUUUCCGAUCUGGUGGACCCGCCGGAUAGCUGCGCCGUUUGUUUAGUUGAGUUUGAAGAUCAGGAUGAGAUCAGACGGCUCACGAAUUGUCGGCAUAUUUUCCAUAAGAGCUGUUUGGAUAAAUGGGUCGGGUAUGAUCAGAAAACUUGCCCACUGUGUCGGACUCCGGUUAUUCCUGAAGAUAUGCAAGAGGCGUUUAAUGAAAGAUUAUGGGCUGCUUCUGGUAUUCCUGAUUUUUAUGGGGACUAUUCUCAAAUUAACGCUUUAUAAUUUUCUUUUUCUUCUUUUUUUAGAUUCAAGAAUUAUCAAAACGAAAAAUCUUGCCUUAUUUUUGAGGUGGUUUAAGGUUGAAUGAUGUGUGUAAAUAUACACAAAAAAUGAGUAAAAAUGUAAGAGAAAAUUAGAUGAUUUUGUAUAGUUUCUUGAGUUAUUGAGCUUAAAAUUUCAAUCUCAUUUUAUUUC